AUGCAGAAGUCGAAUCAGACUGCAGGAUCGUCGGGAUUCCAAAUGAAUAUCGCGUUGGCUUCGAGACCAAGUGGAGCCGGGCCAGCGAACGGCUUGGAAGCAGAAGACCCGCUCGAGAUUGCAAUGGUAUUGGCAGCUGGCAGCGGCUUGAGCUUUGGGUAUGGCUUCAUCUUUGGCCCUGAAACACAGGCGCACAGACAAGAGUCGGGCAACUCGCCAGCCAAGUGGCACCCGUAUUGCCUACUGUAUGUGCUGGGCCAAUCGGUCGGAUAA
Molecule: messenger RNA, 273 nt
Organism: Penicillium nucicola
Lineage: Eukaryota; Fungi; Ascomycota; Eurotiomycetes; Eurotiales; Aspergillaceae
Exons: 1
Coding region: 1-273 (90 amino acids)
Source: RefSeq, a predicted model, not a curated record